Molecule: messenger RNA, 4046 nt
Organism: Spirodela intermedia
Lineage: Eukaryota; Viridiplantae; Streptophyta; Magnoliopsida; Alismatales; Araceae
Source: the annotation of a GenBank genome assembly
AUGGGUUUUAUGCGAGGGGGAGGGUGCGUGGGAACGCUAGUGUAUCUUCUUCUUUCUUUGCUAGCGGUUAGAAGCACAGGCACUGUCGUGUUAAUCGGGAAGAACGUAUCACUAUCUUUCGACGAUAUUGAAGCUAACUUUUGUAAGUGAUGGCAUAUUUUGCUUCGGUACUUUGUAUUUUCCUCUUGAUUACCAAUCCUUUUUGCUCUCCUCUUUGCAAUUAAUGGUUUCGAGCCUCUAUUUUCUUCAAUUUAAUGCAUUGCGUUGUUUUUCUGCUUCCAAUUAGCGUUCUGACUUGAGCGUAUCUGUUAUAUGUAGAAAGACGAGCAAUUAACAUCGAUUGAAUUAGUAUUUUUUCUUUCUUCAUCUACGCCAAAAGAAACUUGUCUUUUAAAAUGUAAGAUGCUCGUCAUUUGGUAAAAGGCACUUAGUUAAAUAGUCUAGUUUGAUAAAUUAUCUUGCAAGAGAGCACCUAGGUAAGUCCCAAUCGGAAUUCACUACCCCUGAGCACCGCCUACCUGUGCUUUUGAACAAAUUGAUAUCUUGAAGAUGCUUAUCUCAGAUGAUUUAUCCUUUGGUUGUGUGGAUGCUAGUCCUUUGCAAGAACUAGGAACAUAGAACUGGAAGGUGUGGUUAGGUUACAGUUUCAAAAGAAAAAUGCACACAUGCGACUGGAAGGAAGAAGACUUCAAACUUAGUAUAGAAAACUAAUAUGUAUGCACGAUUUUAAGGUCAAGAAUAUGUAACUUGAACCAGUUAAGACGUGAAGGUUAGGGCUGUCCUGACGUCAAGAUAAGAAAUAUAUUGAAAUGUUAUGACUGCAUAAAAUGUAAUGUAAUCUAUCGGAGUUAUGUAGAAGAGAAGAUAUAAUACUCAGUAUCAAAGGGACUUGAGGCAUUUUAUUAUGGAGAUAAAUGUCGCAGGUGCGGCCUUAAGUGCACUAUUCGGAUGAACUGAGGUUGGCAAAGUGUUAGUCUAAUCUAUGACCUUAUAAAGCUAUAAUGGGAGCAUAAAGGUCCCCAAGGCAACAUGAACCCAAGAGAGUACUUUUGGCUGAUUCUAGUACGUAUUAUCUAAGGGGGGGAAAGUUGUUGAUAAACACAUUUGAAAUGGUGCUUCAGUUACGUAUUAUAUGUACACUUAUUUGUUGAUGACUUUUCUAUAACGACUUUUCUGUAACGACUUUUCUCCCCCUUGAAAUAUUGGUCCUCUGUGUUUGCAUGCAUGUACUCACCUGAAGAGACUGAGCAUUCCUCUGGGAAAACCAUGUUCAUUUCACAUAGGUUUUCAUAUUUUAUUCCAUAAUAUUGUUCUUUGGAACUGCCUACGUACAUUUUACAUAUAAAUUAUUCUCAAUGCCCAUGCUUUUUCUCUGCAACUCGUCUUUUUAGUGAAGUGUACAGCGUUUCUUUGCUGUUUACCUUAUUUCAGAAAAUCCAUGAUAAUUUCACGUCACGAUGUGAAUUAACCUUUGUCACUAUUAUUGUUGUCUUCUCUGGUUUCAGCACCUGCAAUAAAAAGUUCCGGUAUAUCUGGAGUUUUGUAUGUGGCAGAACCUCUUGAUGCCUGCUCUCCAUUAACCAAUAAUGUAGAAGAAGCUACCACUUCAUUUGCACUCAUUAUACGAGGAGGAUGCACAUUUGAUGAUAAAGUAAUGGCUGCACAAAAGGCAGGAUUCAAGGCCGCCAUCGUAUACGACAAUGAAGAUGGUGGUCCUCUAGUUGCAAGUAAUGUGCUUUUGGUUUCACAAAUUUGCACGUCUUUUUAUAAAUUUUCCGUGUCUUUGUUACAUCUUGAAAGGAAUGGCCUGCAGUCUUUUGCAGAUUGAAAGAUAAAAAUUGUACUAAAGUUGAUCCUGUCUUACACUGUGCAUGAAAUACUCUUCUCUUGUUUAUUUUUCUUGUGUCUGUGUUUGGCUCUUAGAUCUCAUGUUUCUGAUCGUAUCCACACAGUUGUACUUCAAAAUCGUUUCUUGGACCAAGCGCUGGUGUGAUAUGCAUACUAGUCUGCUUUUUAUUUCGUGAAAAUGCUGAUAGUUGUCGCACCUUUUUUUUGUCACUUUUGGCUACAAUUUAUCUCGAGAAAAUUCUUUUUUAAAUGAUGGAAAUAAGCUCUUUGAAUGGCGACCCAGUGAUCCCAAAUAAGUAAAUUGGUAGUGGUUCAGAAGUUCUCAUCUCUUGCAUAUCCUUUGCAUUUUUGUCUAGAUCUCCUCUUUACAUACAUUUUAGCUGGGCAGGGAAGUUUUUCUCCUUUGGCACAGUAAAGGCUCUCUUCAUAGGCCUUACAGUCAUUUCCCCCUUUUCUCUUCACUCCUACCCCCAUUAUUCUUGAUGUUCUAAACCUAAAACUUAUAGAAGUUGAUUCAUGCAUCUUAUCCAUCCCAUGCAUGAUUUUUUUUUUUAAUUAGCCAUUCGAAAACGUAUAAUAUUUUAUGGUCGACUGAUCUAUUGACUUAAUCUGGGUUACAAAUGGUCACAGUGGCAGGGAGUCCUGAGGGCAUCAGAAUACAUGCUAUAUUUAUAUCCAAAGCUUCAGGUGAGAUGCUGAAGUACUACGCAGGACGCUCGGACGUUGACCUAUGGAUCAUACCCACCUUUGAAAACUCAGCCUGGUCAAUAAUGGCUAUCUCUUUCAUUUCCCUCCUGGCCAUGUCCGCUGUUCUGGCUACGUGCUUCUUCGUGCGUAGACACCGUAUAAGGCGUGAGCGGCCCAGAGCCCCCAAUGUAAGAGAAUUCCACGGGAUGAGCAAGCAUCUGGUGAAAGCAAUGCCCAGCAUCAUCUUCACAUCAGCCCUGGAGGACAACUGCACGUCAAGAACUUGUGCUAUCUGCCUCGAGGACUACAAUGUAGGGGAGCAAAUCAGAAUCCUGCCAUGCCGUCACAGUAAGUCAACUCCUAUAACGGCCCAUCUAUUAAUUAUGCUCGUGAUUAUCUUAUUUUUUUUAGUAUUCUGGUCUCUCUUCCUACUUCGAAAAAGAUUUAUGUUGGGUAUUCUAAAUCUUACUCCAAAUCUUAUCUGCAUGAAUAAAUCGAAUACCAUAUUUAAAAACUGAUUGUUCGGUCAACGGUAUGGGGAUUUUAUUUUCUCUUUCAUCUGUAAAUUCUUCGGGAAAUAUUUCAUGUUAAGUAUUCUAAAUCUUACUCAAAAUCUCAUCUGCAUGAAGAAAUCGAAUGGCAUAUAUAAAAACUGGUUGUUCCGUCAACGGUAUGGGGAUUUUAUUUUCUCUUUCUUCUGUAAAUUCUUCGAGAAAGAUUUAUGCUGGUUGUUCUGAAUCUCAUCUCCAAGAAGAAAUCGAAUGGCACAUUUAAAAACUGGUUGUUCUUUCGACGGUAUGGGGAUCUUAUUUUCUCUCUCUUCUGUAAAUUUUUCUCCUGCCUUCAUAAAUUGAGCUCAGUGAUCUCGUACACACCUCCAUCCGGGCUCUGCGAUUCUUCUCACAUUUUCUCUCUCUAUCUCUGUCCGUGCAGAGUUCCACGCGCAGUGUGUGGACUCAUGGCUGACGACGUGGAGGACCUUCUGCCCCGUGUGCAAGCGAGACGCGAGGACCAGCUCCGGCGACCCCCCCGCCUCCGAGUCCACCCCUCUCCUCACCCCUCCGCCGCUCUCCUCUUCCCCCGCCGCCGCCGCCGCAUUUUCCUCCUUCCGUUCCUCCCCUUCCCCUUCCCCUUCCAGAGCCAUCCAGAUAGCCCACCGCUCCCCGGCCCACUCCCCGAGCCGUUCCUCCUUCUCCAGUAUCCCUCGCCACCCCUACUCUCAAAGACCCCUCUGCAACUCCCCCUCCGCCGCGGUGGCCGGCGCCGCCGCUGCCCUCACCAUGAACAGAAGCUCCGCCGACCUGAGAAACGUCCCCUCCCACCGGUCCCUGGCCUCCCUCCUCUCCUCCCCCCAAAGCUCCUUCUGGGUCUCUCCUAACGUACGCGGCUCCAGCAUCGGCUCCCCGAGCUACCUCGCCGGAUCCUUCAGCCAGCGGCAGUCGUUCCUCCGGGACGGCUCCUCCGCCAGCCUCUCCGCCCUCGCCUCCGCCCAUUCUCUCCCCGACUGCUGA